Molecule: messenger RNA, 1584 nt
Organism: Guyanagaster necrorhizus
Lineage: Eukaryota; Fungi; Basidiomycota; Agaricomycetes; Agaricales; Physalacriaceae
Exons: 4
Coding region: 179-1216 (345 amino acids)
Biological process (GO): regulation of DNA-templated transcription
Molecular function (GO): zinc ion binding; DNA-binding transcription factor activity, RNA polymerase II-specific
Source: RefSeq, a predicted model, not a curated record
GUUUUUUCACCGUCCGCCAAAUCUCAGCCUGAAAGCGGACUCAUCAAGUCUGAGCGCCGCCGGAUUCUAUCGCCAUUUUCAGUCGGAGUAUCGACGCGUUCGAGUAAGCCUUGUCUUCGUUCUCUUCUUCCAGCACCGUCGCCGACGCUGACGACGAUGAAGCCGUCUCCUGUCCGACAUGACGACCGAGCAGCCUAAGCCAGCAGACCCGCCUGUCGCUUAUCCUCUGCCGCCUCAUUUUCAGCAUUAUAAUGGAGGAACUUUCCCACCGCCGCCGCCGCCGCCUGGUGUCUACCCACCGAUGUUUGCCUAUCCACCGCCCGUCGAGGGGCAUCCAGAGGGUGGACCGCCGCCAGGGCUCAUCAUGUUCCAUGCACCACCAGGUAUGGUCUAUGCUUAUCCACCACCUCCGGGGCAAUUAGCCUUUGCUGUGCCCCCAGGCGCUCCUUCGCCUUCAAUGAUGAAGCCGAAGCGAAAACAAGUCAAGAUGGCCUGCACAAAUUGCGCUACUGCCUGCAAACGGUGUGACGAGGCGCGUCCGUGCGAGCGCUGUCUUAAGUACGGCAUUCAAGACAGUUGCAUCGAUGGUCAACGUAAAGAACGCAAGAAGGGUGUCAAACGCGGGCCAUACAAACGAAAAAACAAGGGUAUGGAUCCGACGUUCAGCGACGGAGAAUUUCCCCAACCAGCUCCACCUGAAAAUGGCGAGUGGCAGGCUGCCAGUUCCAAUGGCUCUCCCCCUGCUAAUGCAUCCACUACUGCCGCGGCUAUCCAUGCUGUAGCUCAGUUCGCAGCACCUCCCGAGGCAGGCGCGGGCUACUAUCCUUUAUACUAUCCACCAGGUCACUUUGUUGCGCAGAUACCGGAAGGCCAAGAGGGCCAACCACAGGUAGUGCAGUACUUUAUGGGAGGCUAUCCUCCGCCAUAUGGCUACGCGCCUCCUCCAGGCGCGACAUUUGUAUCUGCUCCUCCUCCUCUACCUGGCCAACCUGUCGAAGCAUCCAAUAGUUCCGACAAAUCUGCCGAACCUGCGCCGACAACCAACGGCGUUGUCAUUGCUGCCUCUGACGGUGCAGAUCCACUAUCGCGUAAGCGAGGGCGGAUAAGCAACGGAACGCCUGGGAAGUCAAAGAAAACAAAGACGUCGGAUAAGGACCCCGGAAGCGAGGACGUUGACGCAGAUAAAGAGGAUAGCGACUCGCUUCCGUCGAAUUAAUGAUUGGGGUUCUGCCAUUGGCACCAGCCGCGCCACUACAUCUCCUUCCGUGUUAUAUCUACACCCCAUUUCUUGUCUUUCCUUGUCGUCAUGUUUUUUGCUGUCUAUCCCUGAACGAACAAAAUUGACAAUUAAUAACGCCAACCUUGCUGGUCCUUUGACCUUAGACAAGGCCCUGUGUCGACGCGACAGAGUUUGACCUUGUUGUUGGUCAAAAGGCCUGUAUUGAUGGGUGCCAUCGUAUAUUGUAUUCUUUUUGGGACAUCUGGUUUUGUUGGUUAUGUACCAUUGCUUCUUGAUCCAUUGUAGUGUCUCUGUAUGAUAUAUAUAUUGAUUUUGUGAUUAAAUACCAAUGAGUGUUUUGCAUA